This is a messenger RNA of Spodoptera littoralis (African cotton leafworm), 2628 nucleotides long. The record is from the annotation of a GenBank genome assembly. Lineage: Eukaryota; Metazoa; Arthropoda; Insecta; Lepidoptera; Noctuidae.
AUGACCGAGAAAAAUAAAUCGGAAAAGAUGACUAAUGCAUCCAAACCUGUUCCCAUGAAACUUUUUGCAGCCUGGGAAGUGGACAGGACGCCUUCCAACUGCAUUCCCAGGCUGUGCACUCUCCGGAUAACCAGGCUCAGAGUAUGUGGUGCGCUGGGCGAGACAGGCGGUGGCGCUGCGAGUGGCGCGGGCGCCGGCGCCGUAAUCCUCGCCGCGCGCAUGCACAGCUCCAAGCGGACGCUGCGGUCCAACGACAUCGCAGUCCCACCGCUUGAUGUCGAGCUCGACCUGUGCUUCUCCUUGCAAUACCCUCACUUCGUCAAACGGGAUGGUAACAGAUUACAAAUCAUGCUGCAGCGUCGGAAGAAGUACAAGAACCGCACAAUUUUGGGAUACAAGACUUUGGCCGAGGGUGUAAUCAGGAUGGACCAGGUACUUCAAAGGUCGAUGGACAUGGAGCUGGAGCUGACAGGUGUUGGUGGCAAAGUAGGCGCUGCUGCAGGACAGCCAGUCGCCAAGCUGACUAUCACCGGCCUCGCGUCCACUCCCGUAGACCAUGAUACUAAGAACAAUAAUACUUUGCUUAUUACAGAACGAGGCUAUUCAGAUGAAGAAGAAGAAGGGGAAUUCAGUUCGGUGGAGGAAGCCGAUGAAAUGACGUACGGAGCUCCCGCCAGGCGGCGCGCGCAUCGACAAUUGGCGUUCAACAAAACUGAUUUAUCGUAUACCAAGUUGUCCCGUUCUCGCGACUUGAGCUUCAUGGAGCGCGAGCGAAAGAGACAGAGCUAUAUAAACUCUAAGGCGAACGACAGAGACAGCGACAGUGAGCUAGAGACUGCGGCCGCGAAACGCAAGGGCAGCCGCGGGAAGCUCGCGCAACGCAACUUGAAGCAGAAGUUCGCGGCGUUGUUGCGGCGGUUCCGAGUCCCCGAGGAACUGUCGGAGCGAGGCGCAACAAGGGACACGCAUCAUGCGCAACACGACAUUGAUGAACUAUUCCAGGAACUGGAAUCUUUAUCAUGCGGCGAGGGCGAGGACUCAGGUCCAGAUCAGAUGGAUACCAUCAGCAUCGGUUCCACACCCAAACCCUCGCUGAGACCUUUCUUCAGCAGCUCCAGGAGUCUCGCCAACCAGGAGCAUCACAGGCAUUCCAACGAAUCAGAAGCGGUCAGAAGUUCUGCUGGUGACGAGAGAGCCAGCGAUGGUAACAGUGACGGUGAUGCCACCAUUGACGCGCCCGUGUCGGGAGCUUCAGUAUCCAGCUCCCCGCCUAACGAGAUCAAGGUCAGGGAGGACAAGCGGUCCCGGUUAUUUCGUAGUGCGACGAGCGGUGGCAACCUUAUACCGGGGGGCGGGGUCACGCGCAAGAAGAACUCGCUCGUAGUGGGCGCCGAGAGACCGCUCUCUGCUCACGAGUUGCCCGCACAGAGUCCCACCACUUUAGAGCCGCGCCGUACAUGGGCGGAGCAGGUAUCUCGGCUGGCGGGCGAGGAGCUGGCGGGCGAGUGCGUGGGCGUGUGCGGCGCGGGCGCGGGCGCGGCGCACGCGGCGCUGCUGGCGCUGCGCGUGCCGGCCGCCACCGCGCCCUCGCCCGCGCCCGACCCGCGCCCUCUGCUGCACGCGCUCAUAUCUAGGGCUAAGCAAGGCACCCGUCGCUCGUGUAUCCGCGUGGCAAUCUGCGGCGGCGACGCGGCGGCCAGCGCGGCACUGCGCGCGCACGCGGAGCUCGGCGCGCGCCGCCCGCACGACGCGCCCACGCUGCGGUUCUACAUCGUACCUAUAGGUCCCAGCGUGAUAGCGCGCCACCUGGCGGCGUCAGACGGUGGCUACGCGUCCUUGUUCACGGGCGACUCCUGGGCCAACAUCUGCGAGCGGGCCGCCGAGGGCUCCGCGCCUGAUGUCGCUGAAAUGUCCUCCAGGAUCGGCAGGUAUCUGAACAGCAUCGGUCCAGUGAACAACGUGCCAAUCGGCGAGGCGAUGGUGGCGUAUAGAGAGAAGUCGGGCGACGAGGACGCCAGCCAGACAUUCGUGCCCUUUAUUGCGGAGGUGAGAGUAGGUUGCAGUGAGGGCGGAGUAUCCUCCCUGGAGUUAGAAGAAGGUGGCUCUCCCCCCGCCCGAGCGUCUCCCCCCGCGACCCCGGCCCCCCACCCCCACGUGACCCCCCACAUGACGGAGCUCACCGCUGCUCCCCUGCCGCUACCCCUACUUGCAAGGACUGAACCACUUGAGCUGCAGUUGGAUUAUUGGCUGGUCCCAGGCCGCCAGCCCGACGGCACGGACAGUAAGGUGACGGUGAAGGCAUCGUUCCGCGCACUGCACGUCACGCGACAGAACGCGCACCUCAGCAUCACGUACCUCACCAAGGAGAAGAAGCAGAAGAUAAUGCGGCUGGGCAAGAAGAAGGAGAAGACGGGCGAGGCUGAAGUAGGACGCGCACAGACCGUGGAUGGAGUCGCAAGACUUAUAUGCUCCGCCAAGAGCUCUCACAACGUGCCGCUCAAAGUAUACAUAGACGGCAUGGAGCUGAACGGCGUGAAGUUCUUCCAGUUGUCGACGCAGUGGCAGACUCACGUCAAGACAUUCCCCGUCGCCACCUGCGGGGCCCCGCUCGCACCGCCUGAGUCGUAG